Messenger RNA from Melanaphis sacchari, 1088 nucleotides. It is a transcript of the gene MED8, whose product is annotated as mediator of RNA polymerase II transcription subunit 8. Gene Ontology annotation, cellular component: mediator complex; core mediator complex. The record is from RefSeq and is a predicted model, not a curated record. Bases 268 to 1017 code for a protein of 249 amino acids. The transcript has 2 exons. Lineage: Eukaryota; Metazoa; Arthropoda; Insecta; Hemiptera; Aphididae. Gene Ontology annotation, biological process: regulation of transcription by RNA polymerase II. Gene Ontology annotation, molecular function: transcription coregulator activity; RNA polymerase II cis-regulatory region sequence-specific DNA binding.
UGAUAAUAGUUAAAUAGUAUAAUCUAUAUUAUCUUAACAUUCAGCUUUCAGCGUUAAAAAAUAGAAAAAUUAAAAAAUCGGCAUUACCUUGAUCUUUACAUCGUACCUAUACCACGCUCAAAGAUUUAGUGUUUAGACGAAAUUUGGAUACAAAAUUGUAUUUGUAAGCUAACAGUGAAUCAGUGAAACCGUAAUCGCAGUGUAGUGAGGCUGUGUUCAUCAUAUAAAAAUUGUUUUUUAGAUUUCCGUCCCACAUAAAAUCUGAAAAUGCAGCGUGAAGACAAACAACUGGAACUGGUACUUGAAAAUUUCCAGAGUAAGUUGAAUGAGUUCAAAGCUCAGAUAUAUGCUCUUAUAUUCAAGUUAGAGCAUGAACGAGACAAUGUCAAUUGGACGACAGUCCUUGAUACAUUUGCAGUAUUCUCAACGCAAUACACUGCCAUUAUGAAGUAUCUCUCUUACGAGAAACUUCCACAGUUGCGUAAUUAUAGUGUACUGCCAUUGAUGUUAAACCCUGAGCGUGAUGAGGAUCUUGCACGGAUCACUGAGAACCGAGUACCAGCCUUAUCCCACGACAUUGUACCUGAUUUCUUGCGCACCAAGACUGAACCUGAAGUUGAACACAAACUGAUGCAGGUCGAGCACAAGGCAGGCGGCUUACAAUUUGAAACAGCACAAAAACAGCUGGCAGCAUUCAACAAGGUAGUUAAUCAUGUACUGGACUUAGUGUCUAAAGCCAGAGAAGAAUGGGAAGUAGAAACUGGAGCUCGUGUUGGUAUCGGACAAACUUCAUCAGUUGCAGACUUGCAUACACUUGUAUCGGCUGUUAGCAUGGGUAAAAAUUUGAAACCAAUGGUACCACAAGUAUCUCCUGGUGGUAUGAUGGUACCUCCAACUGGUAGACCAGUUACUCCUAGCAUGGGGCCAAAUACACCACCAAUGGGUAUGAUGCCCAAACCACCUCCUGGAAUGAAGACCAAUGUAAAGGCUGCUGGAGCACCUCAUCCAUAUAGAUAGUCAUUUAUUUUAUAUCUAUGUUAAUAAUCGAUACAUAUUUUAAAUAAAUUGUAUUGAAAAUUGUUAUGAAU